CAGUACUAAGUUCGUCACGAGCGGGUCAUCAUGGAGGGUCUCUUUUUCAACGUGAACAACGGAUUUCUGGAAGGAAUCGUCCGAGGCUACAAAUCUGGCAUACUCACUCAAUCUCACUAUGCCAGCUUGACUCAGUGCGAGACAUUGGAAGAUUUCAAAACGCAGCUGUCCGCGACUGACUAUGGAAACUUCCUCGCGAACGAACCAUCCCCGCUGUCCACCUCAACUAUAGCAGACAAGGCAACACAGACUCUCGUGGAUCACUUCAACUUUCUUCGCAGCAAUUCUGUUGAGCCUCUGAGCAAGUUUUUGGAUUACAUCACGUAUGGGUACAUGAUCGACAAUGUCGUCCUACUCAUAACGGGCACGCUCCACGAGAGGGAUACGCAUGAACUUCUCGAACGAUGUCAUCCACUGGGCAUAUUCGAUACCAUGCCCGCAUUAUGUGUGGCAACCAACGUAGAAGAGCUCUAUCAGAGCGUAUUGGUAGAAACGCCUCUAGCGCCCUACUUCCGCGAUUGCCUCUCUGCUGCUGAUCUUGAUGACAUGAACAUCGAGAUCAUCAGGAAUACCGUCUACAAAGCGUAUCUCGAGGAUUUCUACAACUAUGUCUCCACUAUUGGUUCAACAACUGUGGAGGUCAUGCACAACAUUCUCGCCUUCGAAGCUGACAGACGAACGAUAAACAUCACCAUCAAUUCCUUUGACACAGAGCUCACCAAGGAGCAGCGUGCUAGACUUUUCCCUGCCAUUGGGCGAUUGUUCCCCGCAGGUAACAAUGCUCUCGCCAAAGCAGAUGACAUAGACCAAGUUCGUCAAGUGUGCGAUAACGUCGGCGAAUAUCGUUCAUUUUUCGACAACUCGGCAUCAGUCCAGGGCAACGGAGAUCUUGGGGACUUUGGAGUAGCUGCACAGCUGGAGGAUCGUUUCUUCCGCAUGGAGGUACACCUCAACAAGCUGGCUUUUCUGCAGCAGUUCCAGUAUGGCGUGUUCUACAGUUAUGUGAAGCUGAAGGAACAGGAAAUCCGAAACAUCACAUGGAUAGCAGAGUGUAUUGCGCAAGAUGCGAGGGACAGGAUGCACGAUUUCAUACCGAUAUUCUGAAUGACACUACCUAUUCGUACACUUUCACCUAAUAUUCAGUCCGAGUCAUUCGAGUAGCAUACGAAUGUUGGUUGUUCAAGCAUAUCCACUUUUUCCGGGGACAAUUGCGAAUGCGGGACCCCCCUUCGCAAACAUCUUCCGCACAUCUUCAACAAGCUCUUCUGGCCGUUCAGAGGCAGCAAAAUGGCCUCCUGUCUUAUGAUGAGACUCGAUUACAACGUUGUUCACCCUGCG
Molecule: messenger RNA, 1338 nt
Organism: Suillus plorans
Lineage: Eukaryota; Fungi; Basidiomycota; Agaricomycetes; Boletales; Suillaceae
Product: ATPase V0 complex subunit D
Exons: 5
Coding region: 31-1104 (357 amino acids)
Biological process (GO): vacuolar acidification; vacuolar transport; proton transmembrane transport
Cellular component (GO): fungal-type vacuole membrane; vacuolar proton-transporting V-type ATPase complex; proton-transporting V-type ATPase, V0 domain
Molecular function (GO): proton-transporting ATPase activity, rotational mechanism
Source: RefSeq, a predicted model, not a curated record